AAUAGUUAUGUUGUGAUACCAAGCUCAGACGGAACACAGUGUGAAAUUUUAGAAAAUACAGUGUUUUUAUAUAAAUAUUGUUAAAUCAAGAUAUAUAAGAUGUCGAGCGAGGUGGUUGAACCCUCUGCCGAGAUUGUUCCCGCAAAAAGCGAGGAUAAACUUGAAAUAGAGAAGGAGGAGAAGGAGAAGAUGGAACAGGAAGAGAAGGAAGAACAGGAGACGGCAGAGAAGGAUAAGGAGGAGGAGAAGGAGGAGGGAUCAUCUAAAGAUGCGGAAGGAAGUGAAGAAAAAGAAAAGACAAAGUUUAGUUUGUCAAAAGUUCAAUUAAAAACUCCGAUUAAAGUGAUUGCUGAUAUUAGAUCUAAAUCUAAGGAACGGAAAAAGAAGAAGAAGAAAGGCAAGGGAGGAAAGGGGAAAGGAGGAGGAGAAGAAGAAACAGAAGAAAUAGAGGAUGUAGAUAAAAAACCAGAAGAAAAAGAAGACACAGCAAAAGACAAAGAAGAAUUAAAAGAAACAGCUGAACCAAACAAAGAAGAAAAAGAAGAACCUAAAACCACAGAAGACAGUGAAAAAGAAAAGAAAGAUGAUGAAAAGGAAAAGAAAGAUGAUGAAAAAGAAACAAACGAAAAAGAAGCUGAAAAAGAUGCUGAAAAAGAUGCUUCCCCAAAGGAAGAUGCAAGAACCCGAGUAAAGGAGGCAUUUGAUUCAAUUCAUCUACCUAAAAUGCCAAAACUACAUAGACCAGAUUUUAUGAAGAAAAAAGAAAAAGCAGAAAACAAGGAAGAAGAACCAGGAACUGAAAUGGUUGAUGCUCCUGGGGAGAAAGAGAUCCUUGAGAAGAAAGAAGAAGCUGCUGAAGCAGAUUUAACUCUGGAGAAGGUUGAAGAAGGAGAAGAAAGUGAAGAAAAGGUUGAGCAGGAACCUAAAAAGUCCCUAAUUGACACCUUGAAAGGACUGAAAGCUCCCAAAGUCCCAAAUCUAUUCGGGAAAGGAAAAAACAAAGAAGAGGUGGAGGGAGAAAAGGGAGAAAAAGAAGGAGAAGAGGAGAAACUGUUGGAGAAAGAGGAUAAAGAGGGGGAAGAGGAGAAAGGGGAAGGGGAGGAAAAAGAUUCUGAUGGGAUAAAGGAUAGUGCUAAAUUUAAAAGAUAUUCAAUUCUUAAGACUAUCAGACACGCCGCUACCGGGGUCCCUGCCUUGUUCCGAGGGGAGGGAGAGGAGGUCGUAGAUGCUGGAAAGCAAGAAGAGAAGGAGGAGAAGGAGGAGAAGGGUGAGAAGGAAGAACUUCUUGACAAAAAAAGCUCUGAAGAUAUUUCUGAUACAAACAAGAAAGAUGGACUUCAGGAGAUAAAGCUUGAUAUAGAAAAGGAAGACGACGUAAAAAGUGUGGGCAGUGAGAAGAAGGACCCGGAAAAGGGAGGAGAAGAAGCAGAAGAUGAGAAGAAGAAGAAAAAGAAGAAGGGUUGCCAUCAUGUGUUCCAUCAAAGAUUCAAGAACCUGGAUGACCAGCAGAAGAUUGGGGUUGUUGGAAUGCUGACCGGACUCUUCCUUAUUCUCUUCAUCAUAGUUGUUGGCGUAGCAGCAGCUUCUGCACCUAAAGAAUGGCAAAAUACUCAUAGGCUGAUAAACGGAGGGGGCGUGGUUGAAUCUCUUACAGGGUGUGGCAAAGUCCUUGGUAAAGUGGAUGGAAAUAAUAUGUACUCUUUUAGAGGAAUACCUUACAGUGUUCAGGUUGAAAGAUUUGAGCACAGUAGAGUACCCAUGUCAUUGGAAGAAUGUGGCGAGAGACUUGAACGCCCCGUCAAUCAAUCAAUCACUUGUAUCCGCCGUACUGCUCAGAAAGACCUAGUUGGAGAAGAGAAUUGUCUAAACCUGGACGUGUUUACCUCCAGUGUAAUGUACAAGGACGCUAAACCGGUUAUUGUGUAUGUACCCGGCAACGAUGCUGAGAUAUUGCCGGACUCUGAACUCGCGAAGCAGAACGGGGUCGUCUUCGUUGUUGUAAACGUGAGACAAGGCGUGCUGGGUUUCCUUUCCCACUCAGUUCUUUCAGAAUCUGCAUAUCCUGAAACAAGUGGAAACUAUGGACUAGGUGACCUUGUCACAGCUCUUCAAUGGGUUCAGACAAAUAUUGGACAUUUUGGCGGGAAUCCAGGUUCAGUCACGCUCAUGGGACAUCAGCAAGGGGCGAGCCUGGUCACUGCAAUCACUGGUGUACAUAGAGCUCGUGGGUUGUACAACAGGAUUUGGGCAACAGGUGGAGCAGGACGGUUUAGUAACUCUAGCCUGGAGGAGGCUGAGAAGAACUGGGAGAAGGUUGUCAACAAGUUCUGCUCCGGUAACAUGGUCAGGGAGUGCAUUGAAGAUGUUGAUGUUGAACAACUUCUGGAUGCCGUGGAUCAGGUUUUUGAGGGCUUGAGUGUUGGUAACCUACCUCGGAAUGGAGGAGAGGAUAUGCUUGGACUGCUCACGCUGGAUUCACAUCUACUCACUCAACCCCUCCUCCAGACCUGGACAACGUCAGGAUUCGGAGUUCCAAUCAUAUUUGGAACAACUGCCCAGUCUGAGGCUGCCUGGGAUAACUUCCAGUUCCUGGAUUGGAACAACACAGACCUCUACGAGGAGAUGGUGGAGGGGUCCCUUGGCAGCUGGAGUAUAGAUCUUGCAUCUCAGGCACUUAGCAGAUACAACAACUCCAACAACUGGAUAAGUUACAUGACGAUGGUCUCAGAUAUCCGCUCAGUGUGCCCUCUUCAGGCUCUCACCAAGCUAACCCGUACACCCCUGUACGUAGCAACCAAUGCAAAUAUGGAGUCGGAGUUUGGUUUGGUAACCGACAGUUCGGCGGACAUUGCCGCAAUUUUUUCCAAAACAGAAACUGGCGCGUUUACGACAAAUAUGAAAAAACUCUUCUUUGAUUUUGUGAAGCAUCAAAAUUACUUUAAUGGCGUCCGAUUAAUUGGAGAGAAUAUAGAUUCAGUCAAAAAUAUGAGUAAUUGUGACUUUUGGCAAAAUUCUGAUCCAAAAUUAGUUCCUGAUUUUGGAAAAAUAUUUUAAAAUAGUUUUAGAAAAUAUAUAUAAAUUCAAAUAUUUUCCCUAAAGUCAAAGAUUAAACUGCCAUUUUUUCUGGUUCAAAUUUAAAAGUAAAUACUUUAAGUGACCUUUGAACUCUUUUGCAUUUUGCUUACAUUUAAAUUAUUUUAAGUAUCUAAAAAUCAUAACAAAAGUACAAAAAAAGAUUUUGAAAAAGCUUUACAAUUUUUAUCAAAUUUAAACAAAUAGCCCCGUCUUUUUAGGUUUCCAUCAUUUACUAGUCUUUUUUAAAUAUAUAUAGCUAGUCACCUUACCCCAUGCCUAAGAUAUCAUUUUGUAUACAAUCACUGGUGUUACAAUUUAUGUAACUAUAAUUAAAAAUAUAUUUUAAAGGGGUGUCAACAAAAUAAAGUUUUUCUUAAAUAAAAGUGGUUCUUAGAGACAGUACAGUACCCUUUUACCCUUCAUCUAAUAAACAAUGGCUAAAAACUAUUUUUCUCAGAGUCAUAUAACUGUAAAUUCUUAAUGGCACUCUUUAAGUGGAGGUUCACUUAAGAUAACGUUGACAGUCCCUUUAAAAAAAAACAAUAAUAAGUAUUUUCUAAUCUGGUCUUUUUACAAAAAUUUCUAAAUUUAAAAAUUUACAUUGAUAACCAGAAAGCUAUUGAAUAGGAUUGUGCAUUGAUAUUGUUACAAAGCAAAUAGCUUUACAAGUAAGUUAUUAAAUCACUGUAGAAUGUGUCUGUUUACACUGCACAAC
Molecule: messenger RNA, 3790 nt
Organism: Eurytemora carolleeae
Lineage: Eukaryota; Metazoa; Arthropoda; Copepoda; Calanoida; Temoridae
Gene: Nrt
Product: neurotactin
Exons: 15
Coding region: 100-3054 (984 amino acids)
Source: RefSeq, a predicted model, not a curated record